GGCUCGGCGCUGCUGCUGCUGCUGCUGCUCGAUCGAGCCUGCUCCCGGGCAGUGAGUGCAGGAGAAUCCUCCCCUCCCUCUCGCCGCCCGCCCGCCUGCCUUCCCGUCCUUCCCUGCCUCCCAACUCCCCGCGAGCACAGAGAGACCAUCCCCUCGUUGCAAUCCAGCCCGCUCUUCCAUUCCCAUCCCCGGAUCCGGACACAUGGAACUGCUGUGCGUGGAGGGGGUGAUCCGGGCGAAGCGCGAUCCGCAGUUGUUAAAGGACCGGCGGGUGCUGCAGAAUCUACUCAGCCAGGAAGAGCGCUACAGCCCGCGGGUCUCCUAUUUCCAGUGCGUGCAGAAGGAGAUCCAGCCCUAUAUGCGGAAGAUGUUGGCUUUCUGGAUGUUGGAGGUUUGUGAGGAGCAGAAGUGUGAAGAAGAGGUGUUCCCCUUGGCUAUGAAUUAUGUGGAUCGCUACCUGUCAUGUGUCCCCACUCGCAAAAAUCACUUGCAGCUUCUGGGAGCCGUUUGCAUGCUCCUGGCCUCCAAGCUGCGAGAGACCACACCUUUAACUGUGCAAAAGCUCUGCAUUUAUACAGACAAUUCUAUCACACCAUGUGAAGUUUGGGACUGGGAGUGUUUAGUCUUAGAGAAACUAAAAUGGGACCUCGUGUCGGUAAUAGCAAAUGACUUCCUGGAUCAUAUUCUCCAGCGGCUGCCACUUCCCCAACCUAAGGUGGACUUGGUGAAGAAACACGCACAGACAUUUAUUGCAUUGUGUGCUACAGAUUACACUUUUGCUAUGUACCCACCAUCCAUGAUCGCUACGGGUAGCAUUGGAGCGGCGGUCCACGGCCUCUCUACCUCAUCUGGCAAUUUCUCUGGCGAGGCACUUACAGAUCUGCUUGCUGGCAUUACAGGCACCGAGGUGGACUGCCUGAAAGCUUGCCAGGAGCAGAUUGAGGCUGCGUUAGCAGAGAAUCUGAAACAGACUUCCCGGCCUCUGCAAGAAUACAACCCCUCCAAGAACGCUGUUCACCCAGACAGCCAGGAGGUCAGCCUGACCAGCACACCUACGGAUGUCACAGACAUCAACCUGUGAUCAAACCCUCCUUGUGACCACCCAUCUCCCAGCAAGUAGAGCUUGGCCCAGGAAAUGAAGAGGCUUCCUGAAACAUUCUGCCUGCCCCUGUUAUCACCAAGGAACAAAGGGAACGGGAGCGGAUUUCCCCCGUGAACAUCAUCUUUGUAAUAAGGCUGUUGGAAGUGGGUGGGACUUGAAAGGGAGUCUACAUUUUGCAGUUAGGACUGUUUUGCCCUUGCUAGUUGCUGAUUUAUUUCCUUGGAUCAGGGGAGCCUCACAGGGUUGGCUGAACCAUACUUGAACUUGGGAGGGAUGGGUGGGCACAACGCCCAUUCAAAACGUCCCUCAGUUUGGGUUUGCUUUGUGGGCGGGGCGAUGCUGAUCACUGCUAUUUUGUCUCAAUCUUUGCUGCAUGCUUGUUGCAUGCGCGUCAGGAGACGAAACGCACUUUUGGUUACCUAAAUCACCUUCCAUGAAGAACGUUCACCUGAGACCUCCUUGGCUACGAUUGCUUUGCUCAUGCUGCCACAUAUAUGGGCACUGGUAAGAGACCAAGAUCUAUGAAGUAUAGAGCUGGGAUCCCUUUCCAGCUUCAAUGGAUACCAAGGAAGUUCUUAGUUUUCCUUUGGGGAAUGAUAGUAGCACAAUUGGG
Molecule: messenger RNA, 1715 nt
Organism: Elgaria multicarinata webbii
Lineage: Eukaryota; Metazoa; Chordata; Lepidosauria; Squamata; Anguidae
Gene: CCND3
Product: cyclin D3
Exons: 5
Coding region: 203-1081 (292 amino acids)
Biological process (GO): regulation of cyclin-dependent protein serine/threonine kinase activity; mitotic cell cycle phase transition
Cellular component (GO): cytoplasm; nucleus; cyclin-dependent protein kinase holoenzyme complex
Molecular function (GO): cyclin-dependent protein serine/threonine kinase regulator activity
Source: RefSeq, a predicted model, not a curated record